AUGACUGAAUGGGGGAAAAAAGCAACUGUGAAACAGAUGACUGAAUGGGGGAAAAAAGCAACUGUGAAACAGAUGACUGAAUGGGGGAAAAAAGCAACUGCGAAACAGAUGACUGAAUGGGUGAAAAAAGCAACGGUGAAACAGAUGACUGAAUGGGUGAAAAAAGCAACUGUGAAACAGAUGACUGAAGGGGUGAAAAAAGCAACUGUGAAACAGAUGACUGAAUGGGGGAAAAAAGCAACUGCGAAACAGAUGACUGAAUGGGUGAAAAAGGCAACUGUGAAACAGAUGACUGAAUCGGUGAAAAAAGCAACUGUGAAACAGAUGACUGAAUGGGGGAAAAAAGCAACUGCGAAACAGAUGACUGAAUGGGUGAAAAAGGCAACUGUGAAACAGAUGACUGAAUCGGUGAAAAAAGCAACUGUGAAACAGAUGACUGAAUGGGAGAAAAAAAGAAACGGUGAAACAGAUGACUGA
This is a messenger RNA of Mizuhopecten yessoensis (Yesso scallop), 477 nucleotides long. RefSeq names its product prothoracicostatic peptide-like. The record is from RefSeq and is a predicted model, not a curated record. Bases 1 to 477 code for a protein of 158 amino acids. The transcript has a single exon. NCBI's taxonomy places the organism in Eukaryota, Metazoa, Mollusca, Bivalvia, Pectinida, Pectinidae.